AAGUCACUCGCCUCUGUCCGUCCCCCACCAAUCAGCCAUGGCAGUAUAAACGCCCCCUCCACCCAUUCCGUCCCUUUUGCAAUCCAGACAGAAUAUCCGGCAACAAGUCGACAAAUGACCGACCGCAAAACAAUUCCCACACCCGCCACCACUGGCACGCAUGCCCUCUUCACCCUCUGGGCCCGCAAACACGGUAUUGAAUUCCCAAAACUAAUUCCCGCGUACCUACCCCCCGCCGGUCUUGGCAUCAUCGCGACCGAGGAAAUCACGGGCCCGGAUCAGACCCGCCAUGGAAAAACCAUCAGCAUGAGUCUCGGGGAAGUGAUCGCUUUCACCCCGAACGCGCUCCUCCUCACCAGGGAGAACAUUGAACGGUUCAGUCCCGGCUGCGGGCUCGGGUCGCUCCUGAGGCAGAAGAGGGAUGAUGGUGGAUUGAGUUCGCAUGCUGUCUUCGCCGCGGUGAUUGCGCGGGAGAUGCGCAGGAUUGCCGAGGGCCAUGAGAACAUGUGGAGGGAAUGGAUCGACGUAUGGCCGAAGGCGAAGGAGUUUAGGGGGGGUAUGCCGCUGAUGUGGUCCCCGGAGGAGAGCAAUCUGUUGCCGCCGAGCGCUAAACGUGCCUUUUCUCCCCAAAGCUGUUGAAGGGCGGUGCUGAUGGAUCGGACCUGGUAGGAUUACUGGACGAGCAGCGAGAAAAGUUCACGAGGGAUUUCAGAACGGUGGAGCAGAAGGGAUUUGGAUUUACGAAGCAGGAGUAUAUGUGGUCUUGGAUCGUCGGCUCGUGCUCACUUACCGUUAUUCAUGGAAAAUCACUCGAUAUGCUGAUUCUCGUGCAUCAGUUAAUACUCGUACACUGUUUUACAAACCGCCCCACCCCGCGUAUAACGAUCUUCCCCGAGAGGAUUGUAUGGCAUUAUGUCCCUUUAUUGAUUACUUCAAUCACUCAGACGAUGGUGUAAGCUUCCCCGCCUUCAUCUGAGGAAACAGAACAUUAACCAACCCAUCACAGUGCAAUGUCCAGUUAACACCAACCGGAUUCACGGUAACCCCUACCAAACCCAACCACCCAGCGAAUACCCAGCUCUUCGUGACCUACGGCUGUCACAGCAACGAUUUCCUCCUCGUGGAAUACGGCUUCAACCUCCCCCUGGAGAAAAAUAAGUGGGACGAGGUCUCCAUCACACCCUACCUCCUCCCCCUCCUAUCGGAAGAACACAAGCGCGUUCUAUCGCGGGAAGGCUUCCUGGGGAAAUACGCCUUUGACAAGGAGGCCUUCUGUUUCAGGACCCAGGCCGCCGUGAGGCUGAUGCUCAUAGAGCACCCGGAAAUGGAUGCGAAUCGGCGGAAAGUGGAGGUGUGGAAGAAUUUCCUUGCCGGGCAUGACGACGGCGAGAGAGAGAGAGAAGCGGUUGAGGAGAGGUUGCUGGGCUUCCUAGACGCUUUGGAGGAGGAGGGAAAGUGUGCGGUGCUCGAGGCUGAUAAACUGCAAAGGCACAGCAUAGGGGACUUGAUUAAGAUGCGCUGGGAGCAAAUACUUAGGAUGGCAAACGACGUUAGAACAAACAUGGUGGGUGAGAACGGGGAGAGAAGAGGAAGGAGAUAUGCUACUUGAGGAGGGGGGGGGGGGGAUUGAGUAACUUUUGACACCCGUAUUAAAGGGGGGCCUUGUGUUAGGAGUAGUCUGUAUCUAAUGCCAUCACCGCUACACCCUA
Messenger RNA from Tuber aestivum (summer truffle), 1709 nucleotides. NCBI's taxonomy places the organism in Eukaryota, Fungi, Ascomycota, Pezizomycetes, Pezizales, Tuberaceae. The record is from the annotation of a GenBank genome assembly.